UGCCCUUUCUCCUAAGAGAUCCAGGGAGGGCUGAACCCAGGUGGCUAGUCAGCAGCAGAAGCUAUACGCCACUUUCCUCUCCUGGAAGAAGCAGCUUACAUUAUGGGUCGGCUUGAUGGUAAAGUCAUUGUGUUGACUGCAGCAGCUCAAGGGAUUGGCUGGGCAGCUGCUUUGGCUUUUGCAAAGGAAGGUGCCAAGGUCAUAGCCACUGAUAUCAGUGAGGCCCGACUGCGAGAACUGGAGGACUGUCUAGGAAUUCAGACUCGGAUACUGGAUGUGACCAAGAAGGAGCAGAUUGAGGAGUUCUCCAAGGAAGUUGAAAGCCUUGAUGUCCUCUUCAACGUUGCUGGGUUCGUCCAUCAUGGGACUAUCCUGGAGUGUGAAGAGAAAGAUUGGGAUUUCAGCAUGAAUCCCAAUGUUCGCAGCAUGUACCUCAUGAUUAAGGUGUUCCUUCCCAAAAUGCUUGCUCAGAAAUCUGGCAACAUUAUCAACAUGUCUUCUGUGGCUUCCAGCAUCAAAGGGGUGGUAAACAGAUGUGUAUACAGCACCUCCAAAGCAGCUGUGAUUGGACUGACCAAAUCUGUGGCAGCAGACUUCAUCCAUCAAGGCAUCAGAUGCAACUGCAUUUGUCCCGGGACGGUGGAUACCCCAUCUCUGCGGGAUAGAAUCCAAGCCAGGCCCGACCCGGAGCAGGCCCUGAGCGACUUCGUAGCCAGACAGAAGACUGGAAGAAUGGCCACUGCUGAAGAGGUAGCUCUUCUCUGCGUGUAUCUGGCCUCUGAUGAGGCUGCUUAUGUGACUGGCAAUGAAAUGAUCAUUGAUGGAGGCUGGAGUCUGUGAUGCCAGAUCCUCCUUGGAGGCAGGACAGACUGGCACUUUCUUGCCCACAGUGAGGAUGGAAAUGGAUGGAAACAAAACCAUCAUCGCAGUAACACUAGCUGAGCUGUUGUUUUUUUUCUGAAACGCUUAGACUUAUUCAAAUUAUCAAGAAGUCUCUGAUGAAAUUAGUACAGCUAUUUUCCAAGUGUUUUGGACUAUGAUUUCUUUCCUGUUCCUAUACUGCACAUUUUCAACUCUCUUUGAAAUAAAAUAAAAUAAAACUC
Messenger RNA from Tachyglossus aculeatus (Australian echidna), 1103 nucleotides. It is a transcript of the gene BDH2, whose product is annotated as 3-hydroxybutyrate dehydrogenase 2. The record is from RefSeq and is a predicted model, not a curated record. Gene Ontology annotation, cellular component: cytoplasm. Gene Ontology annotation, biological process: siderophore biosynthetic process. Gene Ontology annotation, molecular function: 3-hydroxybutyrate dehydrogenase activity. The transcript has 10 exons. The coding region runs from base 103 to 840 and encodes 245 amino acids. Lineage: Eukaryota; Metazoa; Chordata; Mammalia; Monotremata; Tachyglossidae.